This is a messenger RNA of Liolophura sinensis, 1614 nucleotides long. RefSeq lists its product as uncharacterized. Gene Ontology annotation, cellular component: membrane. Lineage: Eukaryota; Metazoa; Mollusca; Polyplacophora; Chitonida; Chitonidae. The transcript has 3 exons. The record is from RefSeq and is a predicted model, not a curated record. Bases 111 to 1466 code for a protein of 451 amino acids.
CGACUGAAGUUGGUGUGUACAUUAAGUGAUUCACGGAUUAAGUGAUUGUGAGUGGUAGCUCAGCUUGGACAUUUUCAGUUGGGACAUUUCCAGAAAACCUCACGUUUACAAUGUGUAACUUCAAACCUGCCGUCGUUGUGGUCAUUGCCACAGUGGUCACGUGGACCCACUGUCAACCAACAGUGAUAGACUUUGACUACUGUGCAGAUAGCGCCACUUUGCGGCAAAUGGCACGCACCGUCGAUAUCUUAGCGAAACAGACUAAAACUUUGUCCCUGGCAGUGAGGAAACUGGAGGAAACUAAGGGAGGCCAGUUAUCUAAGGUCACGGACACGGCUGGGAAGCUAAGAGAGGAUUUUGCAGCGUGGAAGUCUGAUCUCGUUGACAAUAUUGGCAAAAUGUCGACCAAUCUGGAAUUUAAUAUUCGAAGACAAGUGAACAGUCUGGAGUCGAACGUCGGCCUAAAAUUGGAGGCGGUGAAACAUGAAGUACGUGUAUCUUUACUCAACCAGUCGGACGGGAUUUCCCAGUUGUUUGGUGUGAUUCAGAAUACGACUACAAGAGAGGAGUUUAACCUAACAUCCACGAUAGAAAGAAUUACUUCCGUGAUCAACAGCACAAUGCUCAGACCACUCAGCUCGUUACUGACGUCUAAAAUGUCGCCUAUUGAGCAGACCUAUGCCGCCACUCACAGGCUAGAGUCACAAAUGAAGCAAAAUAUCGUGUCAUUCGAAGAGAUAUGUGAACGAAAGAUCGACAGUGUAAAUGAUCAACUUAAACAAGCGUCGGUUGAUACGGUGCAUGAUUUAGUAACCCGGCUGAACGAGCGGAAGUCCGCGGUUCCCAGUGCCAUCACGAUGACGCAGAAUUAUUCCGUCGUUGAUGACAUCAUUCAUGUUCUAGACCUGUACAAAACCGAUCUUAAAACCGAGAUUGAACAGACUGCACGAAAUAUAUCCACAGUUCUUCGCCAGGAAAUUCUACGUCAACUUCAUGAAAAUAAAGCUGGCAUCGAAUCACUACUGGCUGACUUAGACGUAACGGGACGAUUAGAGUCCAUCAAACAACUUAUAACAACAAAUGAGCUGUGUCCAGCCAAGACUGUGAUUGAGAGUAUCCGAGGCGCCACAUUUGUACAAGAGGGCUCCCUUCGUUUGGUAAAUGGUACCCAGCCGACGGCAGGUCGAGUGGAGGUGAUGUACAAGGGCAAAUGGGGAACGAUCUGUGACGACGCAUUUGGAACAGAAGAAGCGAUCGUCGUCUGUAGACAGAUGGGAUACUGUGGCGGUGCCACCAAGGCGAAGCUCACGUUUGGGCAGGCGGCCAACGACGUAUCCAUCCAUCUGGAUGACGUCGUGUGCAACGGUCGAGAAGUGAGCAUCAUGCAAUGUAGAUCCGCUGGCUUGGGCACUCAUAACUGUAACCACGACGAAGAUGUUGGCAUCGUGUGCUCACGAUGUGGAUGAUAAUGAAUGUGCCGUGACUGAUGCUAUUACUCUUUAAACAGUCGUAAACAGUCGAAAACAUCCGGCUGAUGUGAAAUCUUGAAGGACAAAAUAACACAGACAUUUGGGUUAAAGGAAAUCAAAUGAGUGGACUAUAAAAUUGUUCAAU